Messenger RNA from Kuraishia capsulata CBS 1993, 717 nucleotides. RefSeq lists its product as uncharacterized. The record is from RefSeq and is a predicted model, not a curated record. The transcript has a single exon. Gene Ontology annotation, molecular function: protein binding. Gene Ontology annotation, cellular component: ESCRT-0 complex. Gene Ontology annotation, biological process: protein transport to vacuole involved in ubiquitin-dependent protein catabolic process via the multivesicular body sorting pathway. Bases 1 to 717 code for a protein of 238 amino acids. NCBI's taxonomy places the organism in Eukaryota, Fungi, Ascomycota, Pichiomycetes, Pichiales, Pichiaceae.
AUGGGAAGCGCCCCCUAUGUCAUGGAACAAGGCAUCAAUCAUGGGAAUCUACUAACAUUUGACCAGGAACUCGAAUUUCUCAGAGACUCAAACGUCAUCACAGACGGAUUGUUUUCUCAAAUUGCUGAAUCUAUUCCGAACCGUUACAGCGACGGAAUGGCGCCUGCAGAUGUAAGAUCGCAAGCUGGAGGAGCACAAUCUGCCGCGCCACAACCUCAAAGCCAAAACCACGAGGAACUUGCCGAAGCGCUCUACGACUACAGACCUUCGCAGCCAGAAGACUUGGAGUUGCACGUUGGUGAGAAGGUGAAGGUUUUGGAGAAGGUGUCCGCAAACUGGUGGAAGGGUUCUGUUGGUUCAAGAACUGGAAUGUUCCCAGCGAACUACGUGAGACUGUUGGGUGGUAACCCAUAUUCCCAAGGACCUGUUCAAACUGCGCCCCAGGGCCAAAUGUAUGUUCCUCCCCUGUACCCUCAACAACAACAGCAACAGCAACAGGCUCCUUUUCCACCAACGUCUACCAACUACUAUCAACAACAACCUGUUCAACAACAAGCUCCUCAGCAUCAAGAGCAAGAACAGCAUCAGCAACAAGGUAACCCAAAUUUCAAGCAGCAGCACCCACAUAUCUCCAAGUUUAGUUCAAAACUUGGAAAUGCGGCCAUCUUCGGAGCAGGUGCUACGAUAGGCUCUGACAUCAUCAACUCUAUCUUUUAA